GUGGCCGAGCUGUUGCGAGGGGCGAUCGAAUCGGGGCCGCGCGCGCAGGAAGGCUGCUGAUCAUCACAGAGUUGUCACGUCACGGAUCCGCAGCGACAGAUAAAGAUGCUGAGGUGACAGGCAGAAGGAGAAAACGGACGAUCACACUCAGACAUAUUUCCUUCCCUCCUCCAUUCGCUCUUUUAUUUUAUUUCCAGUCACCGACAACACCACCACCACCUCCGCCUAUGGACGCUUCGCUCGCUAUGGGAUUCCGCUCGUUGUCGUCCCCGCCGCCCCCAAACCAAAAGGAUUUUUCGUAACCACACCCGGCUCGUCUUUGGAUCAAGGGCUGGCAGCUCAGACCCGAGGGUUCUCCAUCAGAUCCCAAAUGCUCGGCCCAGUGUGAGGCUGCUGGUCGUGGGGGAAGCAGUGAGGGCAGCGUCCCUAGAUUUGCCGACGGGAUGAGUGGGGGAGCAGAGCAAACUGACAUCUUGAGCGUGCUCUCCCUGGUCAAGGAACGAUGGAAAGUGGUGAAGAAGAUUGGGGGUGGUGGGUUCGGGGAGAUCUACGAGGCGACGGACCUGAUGACGCGGGUCAGCGUGGCACUGAAGGUGGAGUCGGCCCAGCAGCCCAAACAGGUGCUGAAGAUGGAGGUCGCGGUGCUCAAGAAGCUCCAGGGUAAAGACCACGUGUGUCGCUUUGUGGGAUGCGGCCGUAACGACCGAUUUAACUACGUGGUGAUGGAGCUUCAGGGUCGAAACCUGGCCGACUUGAGGAGAAGUAUGCCUCGAGGAACAUUCAGCAUCAGCACCACGCUCCGUCUGGGGCGCCAGAUCCUGGAAGCCAUAGAGAGCAUUCACUCUGUUGGCUUCCUGCAUCGUGACAUCAAACCGUCCAAUUUUGCCAUGGGUCGCUUCCCCAGCACCUGUCGUACCUGCUACAUGCUGGACUUUGGUUUAGCUCGCCAGUUCACCAACUCUUGCCAGGAGGUCCGACCUCCCCGUCCAGUGGCAGGGUUUAGGGGAACAGUGCGAUAUGCAUCUGUCAAUGCGCACAAGAAUAAGGAGAUGGGACGUCACGAUGACCUGUGGUCUCUCUUCUACAUGUUGGUGGAGUUCUUGGUCGGUCAGUUGCCGUGGAGGAAGAUCAAGGAUAAAGAACAUGUGGGGAAGCUGAAGGAGACUUACGAUCAUCGACUGAUGCUCAGACAUCUACCGGCAGAGUUUGGUGUGUUCUUGGAUCACAUCUCCAGCCUUGACUACUUUACCAAACCUGACUACCAGCUGUUGAUGUCAGUGUUUGACAACAGUAUGAAAACCUACAAUGUCGUGGAAAAUGACCCCUAUGACUGGGAGCGGACCACUACUGAUGGCACGCUGACAAUUAGUGCCAGUACCACGACACCUCAACAUCACACUCGCCUCACUCCAGCACACAUGGGCAUGGCAAAUGCGUCCCUGAUCCCUGGCGAUCUGCUGAGAGAAAAUACAGAUGAGGUUCUGCAGGAUGAGCAGCUCAGCGACGUGGAGAACAACCCUGCUCCAGAGCGUCUGCCGGGCUCUCCCCUCCACCCGCACCGGAACCAGGAGACUGAUGUCUGGGAGGAGCUGGAUCGCAACCGUAACCGCAUCAGGACAGCUGUCUGGAAGACGGCAGCGGAGGAGGAACACUGCAACAACCAGGGCAACCAAGGGCACCAGAGCCCCUAUGCUGGGCCAAGCCUGGGUUCCCCUGUCAAACUGCACUCUGAGGUGGUGGCUUCAGACCGUGAUGGCCCUCUGCUCAGGAAGCUCCGCAACAUCCACAGCUUUGAGCUGGAGAGGAGGCUUGGCCUGGAGUCCAAGCCCAGCCCAGAGCGCUUCGUGGAUGCCUGUUCAGCAAAGCAGCAGCUAGGCACUCAACAACAGGAGAAGGAAUCUGACAGAGCUGCUAUCAUCCCAGUAACUCAGGCUCAAGCUGUAAUUGCCGGGGAGCGUCCUGAUAGGGUUUGGCACUAUGAUGAAGAGUUCCUAUCCGGUGGUGGUUCUCCUAAGCCAGCUUCCCCUGGAUCGUUAGAGCAGGGAGAGGGGGCAGCCAGCAGUGGGGGCUUUGUGGCCCUCAAUUUGAGCUCUGGGAGGCAGGACUUUGACUCAAGGGAGUGGGUAAUGGUGGAACGACCCAGUGGGUCCCCAGGAGUCAAGGCUACCACCAGCCCUUCGGAGGAGGAGGAGGAGCCAGAGGUGCUACAACCAGAUGAACAGGAUCCUGGAUGGGAAAAGGGCAGCCAGAGCCCUAGAUCGGGGAAAGCCAAACAAGAAAGCACGGUCUCUUCCAAAGGAAGUGUAAAAAUGGACAAGUUGGAGCUUAGUGUGGGCCCUGCAGGGCCUUUGCCCCCAAUCACUCCAACUAGCCCGGCUGAAGCUCUGGCUGAGGGAGUCCUCACACAGCUCCCUACCUCUCCUCCAUCUCUGCCCGAGGAGGUUGCGGUCCGGACAUCCAGCCCCAUCCCUCUGCGCUCUCCCAGUCCUCACACCCUCCUGACCACCUUGUCGGACCCACUGCACCAACGUCAGCUGCCGGCCAUGAGGCGCAGCCAGUCCGCCGACCAGCAGCCGCAAGAACGCCCCUCCUCUUCCUCCUCCUACCACGCCUCCCUACCUCUGCCACCAAACCCCACCCCCAGCACCUGCUCACCCAGUCGCAGGAAAUUGCCAGCCAUCCCCGCGGGUGCUGCCAACACCAAGUUUCCCUCAGUCAUUCGCAUCACCCGUGCCCAGCUUCAGCAGUUGACGGCUCAGCGUCCCUCUGGGCUUUCCUCCCAGUCAGGCUCAGACAGUGCUCCACAGUGUCUCCUGCUGGAGAGGCGUGGCGAAGCUGAAGCUGAAGCUCAGCAGGUUCAGGAGCGUACAGUGGAUAUCAGCUCCCCGCAGGACCAUGUGCCCUCCCAUCCAGGGUCACCAGUAGACCCCCUGGCUGAGAUGCUGGUCAAUGGAGACAGCCACACCAAAGCUCAAAGCCCUGCGGCAAGCCGCAUGUCUUCCCCACGCUGCCCUCGUUCACCGUGCUCGCCUCCUCCACGCACUGCAUCUUCCCCUCGUUCUCCUCGCAGCCCUGUGUUUGCCAAUGGCCGUCUUUCCCCUCCUGUUAACAACCAAAGGGAUCUAAGUAAUGGAAAUUUCCUCAAGCUAAAAGACAAUGAGAAUGACUCUAUCCCCACUCCCUGUGUCACAGAGCCUCAGUUGAAGGGGGAAGACCCUAGAGAAGUGAACCUGACCCCAGAACAGAUCACUAGCCCAGCCUCCUCCACCCCGCUGGCUGCCCCCCGUAAAGACCCAAGCCGCAGGCAAAGUCGAAUCCCUGUGUUGGAGCCCUCAGCCCUCCUGGAGCUCCCUCCACCAGGAUCCGCCAAGGAGAAGCUCUUACAAAAGAAAGCCAGCCACCAAGGCCAGGUCCCCUCACCCACUGCCUCGCCAUCCCUUUCUGAUAGGCGUGGCCCAAUGGUAGCCUCCCUCACUAGAGAUCCACUGUCCUCCACCUCUGACCGCUCUCAGGAAGAGGACUCUCUUAUGGGCUCCCGUUCUGACCGCCAGGGAGACGACGCUCCGUCUCUCUCCUCCUCCUCUAGCCCACUGUCCCGCAAAAGCAGGAUCCCUCGUCCCGUUCAGGCAGCUUCUUCUGCUGAGCAACUGGCUGCUCAAUUCAUGCCGCGUCCACCUCCUGGAAAACCACCGUGUCGCCCCACAGUGGAGGGCAGGCUUAGACGUUACCGCAUCCGAGCUGGCAGCACCAGUGACUCAGAACUGCUGACGUGUAUUGCUCAGCUAAUGCAUGGCUCCCGUGGCUCCCCCCUUCACCACCGCUCCUCUGCCCAGCACGGGGGCUCCAGGAUGGGCGUCUGCAGCCUGACGAGCUCUCCGCACCACCACCGCAGCUCGAGCGCCUCCCCCCGCAGCUCCUCCUCCCUGCAGCGCUCGGUCAGCUCCUCGCCCUCUCGCCACGAGCACCGUGGCGGCGGGGGAGGGGCUGCUUCGGCCGCAGCCGCUCACCCCCUAGCUUCUCCGGCUCGCCGCCUCCCCGCCGCUUCUACCCCCACCACCAGGAUACAUGCUGUAGCCGGCAGGCGCGCACGAGCCCGUUCCACCUGUCUAGAGGAAAAGGCUGCAGCAAAGAGAGCAAGUGCUCCAGCAAGCUGAGUAGAUAGAUCCCGACCAGGUUGAGUUGCCAUAGCAGAGAAGUUGUAAUAGGAUAGACAUCAGUCAGUGAGUCUUCCUGUAUAAUCAGUAAAAUAGUCUGAACUUUACUCCUCUCACAGUUUCUCAGUGUUCUCUUCGCUCCUUCUGUUUGUGCAUAGGCUUUGUCAUUCAGUAUGUGUCCAGCUUUCAAAUACCACCCCAGUGAUUGUAGUUUUGCACUAAGGCUGCCGGACUCGUGGAAAACAUAUUUUAAAAGAGACUUUUAUAAAUCUUUGUGGCACAAGCCGGGAUAUCCAGAAAUUUUAGUCCACCCCCAAAAAUGCUGCCUUUCCCAAAACUCUGAGGACAUUAAAUACUUGUUCACAAGCUGAAUGACGAUGCAUGACUAGCAGACUGAACUUGAAUUGGUGGAGUACGUCCUUUAUGAUAAUUUACCAAACAGGCAAUGUUGUGUCAGGGUCUUCUUUUCAUUUUUACAAUCAAUGCUGUAGUUUAAACUGUUCAUGCAGCGAUUUAAGACAUAAAUAAGAAGUUAGUUGGACCAGUGGGCACAUAUAUAAAAGUCUGUCCUGCACCGCAAUAUAUUAGAACUUAUUUAUCCCCAGCAUUAAUGCAUUCGAAUCAUACUGAUGGAAUUUGCAACUCUAAUUAUUGGCCGGGGGGCCUAACUCAGAUCAGGCAGGGUAUAACAUUUUCUUUCUGCUAAAUGUGAAUGCAUAAAAGGCAGAAUUUGUGUACAGUUUUAUUUAUUGAGAUAUUUAUUUUGAUGCUUAGCAAUGCUUACGACUCCUAUCCUCUCGCGUGUGAUCGUUAAAGUGUGGUUUUUGUGCAUUCGUUUUUAAAAUGAGGGGAUCGCUCAAAGUGACCCUUUAUACAAUCAGUCAUGUAAAGCAUGUGAGGACACACACCUUUUUGUGCCUACUGUGUUGCUGAGAGGGAAUCUGAAAUGUCACACUGGAGUGAAGGAAUUAGAGGUUAGACUUGUGAAGUUUUAGUAGCAGUAGUAAGUUUAAACGACUCAAGGUGCACUGACGUUCGUCUUAGCGCGUGCCUUGGCACUUCGGGCAGCUUGAAGAUUCACUUUGGUGUGUUUGUAAUUAGGGGAGGAAAAAAAACAACAACAAAAAACCAAGAGCCAAAAAACAGACUUGUGCCAGCGGUUAUAAGACAACCCUUUUCAUUCAUUUAUGUAGAAAAGGUAGCAACACAAAUGUUUGUUAAUCAAACAGAAUUUGAGCAGCAGUUUACUUAAGGACAAAGUAGCUAUUAUUUGUAACAAGAAAUAUUAGCUGUCCUGUGUACGUACCAGGCCAGUGUUUGAGAUAAAACUCUGAACAAAUGUGAAUUUCAGACCUCAAAAAAAUUUUUUUGUCAAAUGUUAUUGAAAACGGAGGGCAUAUGUACAUAUUUCUCACACCAAAACGAUGCUCCAUGCCUCCAUGUGCGAGAAUGUUUUAUUUCCGUUCCUGUUUCUCCUGCACCGGAGAAUGUCUUUUAUAUAACGGCAUACAGCAUACGGCUUGUGCACAAGGUAAAGAAGCCAGAGUGUUGUUUGUGUUCAGUUUUUAGUUAGGAUUCCUCACUGAAGCUCUCCUCCAUAACCUAUUCCCACUCCUCUGCUUGUAAGAUACUGUAAAAUAACUUCAGCUUCCUUCCAGUGCUUCUCUUUGCAUGCUCAACAGAGAAAAAAAAUCCAAAUCGACUACUGAGUAAAAAAGCUGCGUAACACUCAUCAUCACAUUUACCACAUUGGCCAUUUCCUGUUAGGCGAAUCUCUAAAUCUUCUUUGCCUCAUAUUAAAGAUUUGUUUUCUUACCUGAUGUUAGUUUUCUGCACCGACCUGGGAUGAUUCCAUCAUUGCAUAUAAUUGUAGUGACAUGCAAAAAUAAAAGGAGAAUAGACUUUCCUGCAUUUUACAGCCUUGCGUUGUACUCACGAGCUGAAAGCCUGAUGGUAGUCCCAGUCAUAAACCACAUUGCCAAAUAUUUUGAUAUACUUUGCAGUUUGAGUUGAGAUGAGAGCGUCUUGUUUUUGUCGAUAUUAAACAAUUUCGUCUGGCUCAUGUAGAUUUCGCAGGUACCUACGCUAGCCUCACAGAGCAGCUAUGAUGACUCAUCCUGAAGGCAGACAUCGUUCAGUCAGUCAGCCGCCUUAACGUCUCUUCUCUGCCCCUCUGUGCAUAGCGAGGGAUGACUGAGCCUUGUCUGUGUUGGAGAUCAUUCCAGUAUUAGGCCAAGCCAAGCCUUUCUUUCUCUCUCUUAUCUCUCGGUCUAUAAAUGGCAUGUGCUACCAUGCAAACCCUCGCCACUGAAAUCAGUGCUGACAGACUUCUGUGUCAGAGCCGGAGCGCUCCACUGUGAGAAUGUGUGGACCAUUUACUGAUUGACUGGUUGAAAUUGGAGAAUUUCAGGGUGCCGUAUUCAAGGUGUGUUUGCAGUGUGAUAGCUGUAUGCUUUCAAAUGGCUGUGCAAUUUAUGCGUCGCCAGCGAGCAGUCUUUGAAUUCCCCCUCUUUCAAGUCCCAAUUUCAAGGCUUUGAAGUUCAGAACGCUGUUGUGCAGACUUUUAAUAUAUACCUGUAAAAUAUUGAAAGUAAUAUUUAAAUAAUAUCAUUAUCGUACAAAUAUGACAUAUAUGCUAACGGGCUUCAAUGAAAGGGAAGAACAGACACUAAACAGUGUGCUGCUGAUUUUAAAAGAUAAUCAGAUUUCUUAUCAUGGGUUUUAUUAUUAUUAUCUCACAAGUGGUGUGUAGUCGUAGGAUUAGUGUUACCUUCCAGAUGAGAUUUUUCUUUGUCACUUUUAAAAGUGGCUCGCUAUUAGAAAGUGUCAUAUUUAUAGUAGCUUGUUGGGGUUUUUUGUGGUUACACAAAUCCACAGACCAACAGAAUAAAGCCAGCUGUUUUGUUUUAUUUUGAAAAGUGAGAUGGAAACUAAUAAAAGCUUUGGUGUGCUCUUGUACACUUCUCAUGUCAUGAUAUUGAAUUACUUAUAAAUACAUGACAGAAAUUAUUUAUUGUGACUUUUGCUAAUUUGCCCAUCUGUCAUUUUCACUUGAGUUGUUGGGAUUUUUUCAAUGGUUGAUAUUUUUGUGUUGUAAUGUAUGUCGUUGUUUUGAAAUGUAACUGUACAGUCUCAAGGAAAGAAUGUAACAAGCGGGAGUUUUGCAUUGUAUAUACCUGUAAUUAUUUAUGUUAAUUCUAUUAUUUGUAUCAUAUCAAUGCCUUGUACAGUGUUUUGUUUCUUUUUGUUUUCAAAUUAUUUUGUAUUUUAUUUUUAUAAACUGGUUACAAAUAAAAUACUCAUUCCGCAUGCAGAAAGAAUUUUGUGACAGAUUCCUGUUUAUAAUCCUGAAAUGUUGGACACUGAGCAAGCAUACGCAUAUUAAAAUUGCUAAUUUAUAAAGUGCUUCUUUUUAAUUGAAAUAAAACCACUGGGCAUUCAAA
Oreochromis niloticus (Nile tilapia) is the source of this 7597-nucleotide messenger RNA. RefSeq names its product tau tubulin kinase 2a (gene ttbk2a). Bases 444 to 4154 code for a protein of 1236 amino acids. NCBI's taxonomy places the organism in Eukaryota, Metazoa, Chordata, Actinopteri, Cichliformes, Cichlidae. Gene Ontology annotation, molecular function: protein kinase activity; ATP binding. The record is from RefSeq and is a predicted model, not a curated record. The transcript has 16 exons. Gene Ontology annotation, biological process: protein phosphorylation.